Bombina bombina (fire-bellied toad) is the source of this 1381-nucleotide messenger RNA. RefSeq names its product adenylate kinase isoenzyme 5-like. The record is from RefSeq and is a predicted model, not a curated record. The transcript is spliced from 9 exons. Gene Ontology annotation, biological process: nucleoside triphosphate biosynthetic process. Gene Ontology annotation, molecular function: AMP kinase activity; ATP binding. NCBI's taxonomy places the organism in Eukaryota, Metazoa, Chordata, Amphibia, Anura, Bombinatoridae. Bases 299 to 1381 code for a protein of 360 amino acids. Gene Ontology annotation, cellular component: cytosol; cytoplasm.
AACACAAUAGCUUAGUGAUGAUAUAGUGAUUUAGUGCAGUCAGAAUAAAUACAGAUUAAAGUCAUUAUAUACUGAUAUACUGAGUUGGAUGAGGGCAUUAAUAUUGCUCAGGCUGAGUUAUGUUGUGAUUUAUUGCUUUGGCUCAGUCUUGGUCAGUCUCAGUCUUGCUCAGUCUCAGUGGCAGUAUCAGGACAGUUUCUCUUGGUGUGCACAUAACCUGUGGGCAGUGACAGUGUGGGCAUACUGCUGACCAGAAGCUGGGCACACUGGGGACUAAGCUGCUAUCCAGGGCUGCAGCAUGAAUACAUCAGAGGCAAAGGACUAUCUGACGGAGAGGCAUAUCCCCCGGCUGUUUGAGAGCCUUCUCUCUGGUCUAAUGUAUUACCGCCCUGAGGAUCCCAUCAGCUACAUGGAAUUAUGUCUUCAAAAGGUCAGAGAAUUAGGGGGCCCGGAAAAAGUGCAGUGGGAUACGUUUCUGAGUCGAUCCUUACCGCCCAUCAAUGGUGGACAGGGAAAGAAGACUUCACAUAAGACAGCUGAUGCGCUCGCUGCUCAACCGAUGCGGCGUUACGAGCGCCUUCCUCCAAUUCAGUCGCAGUUCUCCAUAGACAGUGAUUCAGACAUGACCGAAUCUUCAGGACUCAUCCAGGAAUAUGAUGUUUUUGACCCCAACAGAGAGAGACCCAAAAUCAUAUUCGUCAUUGGUGGCCCUGGCAGCGGGAAGGGGACUCAAAGUGCCAAGAUGGCAUCCCAUUUUGGCUUCACCUGUGUUUCUGUUGGGGAAAUAUUACGGAAACAGCUGAUUCACCAUGCAAGCAGUGACCGCAAGUGGGAACUUAUAGCCCAGAUAAUCUCCAAGGGUGAACUAGCGCCCCCUGAGACGACCAUUGAGGAGCUGAAGCAACAGUUUAUAAACCAGCAGGAUUCACAAGGCUUCGUUGUGGAUGGAUUUCCUAGAGAUAUCGGACAAGCGUUUACAUUUGAGGAGCAGAUCGGCUCCCCGGAUCUAGUCAUCUUUUUGGCGUGUUCGAGCCAGCGACUGCGCCAGCGGCUUGAGAGGCGCUCAGCUCAACAGGGUCGACCAGAUGAUAAUGCGCAUGCUAUUGACAGGCGGCUAGAGAACUUCAAACAGAACCUGCCGUUGAUAGUCAAGUAUUACCAGGACAAGGGGCUCAUUGCCAGGUUUGAUGCAGACAGAGAGGAGAAUGUCAUAUUUGAGGACAUUUGCUGUGCCGUGCAGGGACUGCUGUUUCCAGACGUGUUGGGUGUACAUGACUUCUCCUUGCAGAGUUCUCAAGCAUCUUGUUCCGAAGGCCCAGUGAAGGAGCAUAAGGAAGUGGAAUCUGCACAACAGAUUUUUGCUGGUUAUGAAUAUUCGUAA